Molecule: messenger RNA, 2469 nt
Organism: Nelumbo nucifera (sacred lotus)
Lineage: Eukaryota; Viridiplantae; Streptophyta; Magnoliopsida; Proteales; Nelumbonaceae
Source: RefSeq, a predicted model, not a curated record
CAGAUGUGAAUUCCUUCGUUGUUGAGUUGAAAAGCAGAAGAAACGAUAAGCUCUGAGCCACAAAAUCCUCCCUUCCAAUUUCUUUCUGCAUGCCAAAUGUCUCCGGUCUCCCGGAGAAUCCGUUGCUUAACGUCGUUAACGGCCGUUAACUACUUUUCUUCCUGUUAUAUUUGAAGCGGGAAAAGGCGAGGAACACUAUUUCGCCGUCCGCUGACUCCGAUCCACAUCCGAAAUCUGACCCCAUUAACUAACUGGAGGCAAUCCGGUCAACUAGAGGAUCCUCCACUAACGAACUGACACGUUUCGUUACGUAAUCAAACCUUCGGCAGCAACGAGAGCCAGCGGAGAACCUGGUAUCCCCGGUCGCCAAUCAUAUAAAAGAAAGUCGGCUUUUUUCAUUUUUGCUUUAUGCAGGGAUCCCCAUUUAUUGGUUACCUAGGCUUCUCUGCCUUUCUGCUUCGGAUUAUGUCGUUUUAUAUCCGCGAAUUCUCGCUUCUCACAGGAGGUUUGGUGAAUUUUGUGAAUUAUGACCUGAAUUUGGUUGAAGCUUGGACGGGGAUGACCAUUUAGGCUUUUAUGUGGGGAGUUCGAAACUUUCUUUUGGUUUUCUUAUCAUUUGGAGGCUGUCUGAUGGAGCGGGAGUGGAACGGAAGGAAGGAUAUGGUAUUUACGAAAUGCGAUCUAUGUUUAUAUUCUGGAUUUCAUGAGUUUCGGAUGUCUGGAAUUGCCAAGGCAUUUGAACAAAUUUGAAAUUGUUUCAUAAAGAAUUCGGGAGAGUAUCGAAGAACCAAUUUUGAGUCAACGGUUUCCUGGUUUCAUUUUUCAGAAUACACAUUUUUUUAAUGAUUAUUAGGUCUCCAAAAGAACUGCAUUUCAAAAAGAUUGAGAUUAAGAGAAUUGAACCUUUGUCUGGGGUGUUUAUCUUCUUCAUUCGAAUUAUGGUAGAAUUAGGUCUUCCAGGAUUUUGAGGGGCAUAACUGAAGAGACAGUAGAGAUUAUAAGAUUCAGCAAUAAGGUAUUUGGGUUUGGGUUUUGCUUUAAAGAAGUAAAUUUAUGUUAAGGAAGGGAACAUGGCUGCAGGGACUGAUUUGUCACCUCCAUUCACAGUAUUAAAGGGCGGGUACAGUAAGGACAAUGCAUCUUCCUUGGAAGAUAAGAAUUCCGAAGCAAUGAAGAGCCCGAAACAGACGAAUAUCGGGAAACCUCCACGGAACCUUUCUCUUAUGCGACAUUGCAUUAGUUCCGCUCGGUUGGCUCCUAACGCUGAAGAAUUGGAUACUGGAGCUUUUGGCGUAAAGUCACCAUCAACUGGAAAAUCUGGCUUUUUACCUUUCUUUCGUUCAGGAAGCUGUUCUGAGAUUGGACCAAAACAAUACAUGGAAGAUGAACACCUCUGUAUAGAUAAUCUCCUCGAACAUCUUGACACAAAUGUCGACUUCCCUUCUCCAGGGGCUUUCUAUGGGGUAUUUGAUGGCCAUGGCGGUUCAGAUGCUGCAUCAUUUGUCAGAAAGAACCUUCUUAAGUUUAUAGUUGAGGACUCACAUUUCCCUACUUGUGUGAAAAAGGCUCUUAAGAGUGCAUUUGUAAGAGUUGAUCAUGCAUUUGCAGAUGCCCAUUCUCUUGACGAAACAUCUGGCACCACAGCUCUAACUGCUCUUAUUUUGGGAAGGACCAUGCUAAUUGCCAAUGCUGGGGAUUGCCGGGCUGUGUUGGGAAAACGAGGAAGAGCAAUUGAACUGUCCAAUGACCACAAACCCAACUGCACCUCUGAAAGACUGAGAAUUGAGAAACUGGGAGGAAUCAUUUAUGAUGGCUAUCUUAAUGGCCAACUAUCAGUGGCACGGGCCCUUGGAGAUUGGCACAUGAAGGGACCAAAAGGCUCUGCCUGCCCGUUAAGUGCAGAGCCAGAGUUGAAAGAGACGGUGCUGAGCGAGGAAGAUGAAUUUUUGAUAAUGGGGUGUGAUGGGCUGUGGGAUGUGAUGAGCAGCCAGUGUGCAGUGACAAUGGUGAGGAAAGAGCUGAUGGUGCACAAUGAUCCUGAAAGAUGCUCAAGGGAGUUGGUUAGAGAGGCGCUCAAGCGCAACACAUGUGAUAACCUGACAGUUGUUGUAGUGUGUUUCUCCCCUGAUCCACCACCUCGAAUAGAGAUUUCCAAAACUCGAGUGCGGAGGAGUAUAUCAGAUGAAGGGUUGUUUCUUCUGAAGGGGUUCUUGGAUAGCAAUGUAUGAAAAUGGUGGUGACGAUGACGAGUAGCGGCCUGUAUAAAAGAAAUUGGAGGUUACAUGAACAUGGUAGUGAAUUUUUGCCAAGCUGCUGUUGCCCUUGGCCAUGACCAAAUUUCAGUCUCAUUCAGGGAAUAAUAACAGGAAAAAAAAAAAGAAAAUUGGAGUAUGCCACUUUUGUACAUCCAAGAUUGAAUUUCUGUAUCAAUUGAAAACAUCAAUUGCUCUAGUGUGUGUGUGCAGUUUA